Molecule: messenger RNA, 3216 nt
Organism: Cynoglossus semilaevis (tongue sole)
Lineage: Eukaryota; Metazoa; Chordata; Actinopteri; Pleuronectiformes; Cynoglossidae
Gene: pde6a
Product: phosphodiesterase 6A, cGMP-specific, rod, alpha
Exons: 24
Biological process (GO): signal transduction
Molecular function (GO): 3',5'-cyclic-nucleotide phosphodiesterase activity; protein binding
Source: RefSeq, a predicted model, not a curated record
UCUCAGACACCUGCGGAGUCUUGCUCAGCAGGACAGAGGGAUUACACACACGCUGAAAGCAAUACAAAUAAUCUCACAGCAAAUAAUCAGCAGCCAUGGUGGAUGCAGCAGCAGCCGAGCAGUUUCUGGAUGCCAACCCACAGUUUGCCAAGCAGUACUAUGACACCAACUUCCGACCUAAGAUAAUCUCAGACCUCCUGGACAACAACCGGAAGACAGCAGUGGACAUUAGCAAGUUCCAUGACCUGACAAUGGUGGAAGAGAGUGAGAUCCUCUUUGACCUGGUGCGGGACAUUCACGACAAUCUGCAGAUGGAGAAGUCUAUUUUCAACCUCAUGAAGCAUCUCAGCUUCAUGUUGAGGGCUGACAGAAUGAGCCUCUUCAUGUAUCGACAGAGAAACGGUGUGGCUGAGUUGGCCACAAGAUUGUUCAAUGUCCACAAAGACGCAGUACUAGAUGACUGUCUGGUGCCACCCGACAGUGAGAUUGUUUACCCACUGGAUUUGGGCAUAGUGGGACAUGUGGCCACCUCCAAGAAGAUGGUCAACGUCCCCAAUGUAUCUGAGCACUCCAACUACAGUGACUUUGUGGACGAGCUGACUGAGUAUCAGACCAAGAAUGCAUUGGCCAUACCAAUCAUGAACGGCAAGGACAUGGUGGCCGUCAUGAUGGCCGUCAACAAGUUAGAGGGGAACUGCUUCACUGACAAGGACGAAGAGACCCUGAAGAAGUACCUGAACUUUGCUAACCUGGUUCUGAGGGUUUUCCACCUGAAUUACUUGCACAACUGUGAGACCAGGAGGGGCCAGGUGCUGCUGUGGUCAGCCAGCAAGGUGUUUGAAGAGCUGACGGACAUAGAGAGACAGUUUCACAAGGCUUUGUACACCGUCAGAGCUUUCCUCAACUGUGAUCGCUACUCUGUGGGCCUGCUGGACAUGACCAAAACCAAGGAGUUCUUUGACUUGUGGCCUGUACUGAUGGGAGAAGUUCCUCCAUAUGAUGGACCAAAAACCCCUGAUGGCAGAGAAAUCAUCUUCUACAAAGUGAUUGACUACAUCCUCCACGGCAAGGAGGAAAUCAAAGUCAUACCGAAUCCUCCGGAAGAUCACUGGGCGCUGGUCAGUGGUUUACCUACCUACGUUGCAGAAAACGGACUGAUAUGCAACAUAAUGAACGCAGGAGAGGACGAAUUCUUCGACUUCCAGAGAGAGCCUCUGGACAAUUCAGGCUGGACCAUCAAGAACGUGCUGUCGAUGCCAAUCGUCAACAAGAAAGAAGAGAUCGUGGGUGUGGCCACUUUCUACAACAGGAAGGAUGGGAAACCCUUUGAUGACAUGGAUGAAACACUGAUGGAGUCUCUGACCCAGUUCCUGGGCUGGUCUGUGCUGAACACUGACACCUACGACAAGAUGAACAAACUGGAGAACAGGAAGGACAUCUUUCAGGACAUGGUGCUGUACCACGUCAAGUGUCGCAAGGACGAAAUCCAAAACAUACUGAACACCAGAGAGAGAUGGGGGAAGGAGCCUGACGAGUGUGAGGAAGAGGAGCUGCAGGAAAUCCUGUCAGAAGUUCUGCCCGACUCCAAAAAAAUUGACCUCCUGGAGUUCCACUUCUACGACUAUUACCACACUGAGCUAGAACUGGUGAAGUGUGGCAUCCAGAUGUACUACGAGCUAAAGGUGGUGGAUAAAUUUCACAUCCCUCGAGAGGCUCUGGUGAGAUUCAUUUAGUCCCUGAGCAAAGGCUACAGGAAAAUCACAUACCACAACUGGCGACACGGUUUCAACGUGGGACAGACCAUGUUCACUCUGCUAAUGACAGGUGACCUUAAACGUUACUACACAGACCUGGAGUGUAUGGCAAUGGUCACUGCUGGUUUGUGCCAUGAUAUUGACCACAGAGGGACCAACAACCUGUACCAGAUGAAGUCUGGUAACCCCCUGGCGAAGCUCCAUGGCUCCUCCAUCCUGGAGAGACACCACCUGGAGUUUGGCAAGACUUUACUGAGAGAUGAUGCACUGAACAUUUUUCAAAACCUAAACCGCCGUCAGCACGACACCGUCAUCCACCUCAUGGACAUCGCCAUCAUUGCCACUGACCUGGCUCUCUAUUUCAAAAAGAGGACAAUGUUCCAGAAGAUUGUGGAUCAGUCCAAAACCUAUGAAAACUGGAACGACUGGACCAAGUACAUGAUGCUGGAGACCACACGGAAAGAGAUUGUAAUGGCCAUGAUGAUGACGGCCUGUGACCUUUCUGCAAUCGCUAAACCAUGGGAGAUUCAGAGUAAGGUGGCGCUGUCUGUAGCUGCAGAGUUCUGGGAACAGGGAGACCUUGAGAGGACAGUCUUGGAGCAACAGCCCAUUCCAAUGAUGGACAGAAACAAAGCAGACGAGCUGCCGAAGCUGCAGUGUGGUUUCAUCGACUUUGUCUGCGCUUUUGUGUACAAGGAGUUCAGCCGUUUCCAUGUGGAGAUAACGCCCAUGCUGGACCGCUUAUUGAACAACAGAAAGGAGUGGAACGCCCUGAAGGAGCAGUAUGAGGCCAAGUUGGCUGCUCUGGAAGAAGCCAAGAAAGCCAAGGAGGGGGACGCUCAGAAAACUACAGCAGCCAAACAAGCAGCUUCAGCCCAGACCCAGUCAAAGACGUGUGUUCUCAGUUAGAUAUCCUGCAGCCAGACCAGUCUGCUGACUCUGUCUAUGUCCAUCUCUGGAUCUUCUGUACUAAAUGUUUGAGUGUGCCGAUGUCGGUUGUGCAGUUACACGCACCUUUAAUAUUAGUUUAGAGAUGUAAUAAACUGUAGAAUAAAUAAUGAAAUUAUCUGUAAUUUAAAGAGAAAAAUAUAUAAAUACAGCAGCCAAGAAAGAAAAUCUGUAAUUUUGAAAUAAAACAAGCCAAACCAUCCAUGUUGUCGUUACACCAACAUAUCAGAACAAAUCUGGUGGUGCUCUAUAAAACUGGUAAUUUUAUAAAGGCUUGGGGUCAAGUAAGCAACGCUACUGUUUUCCAACCAGGGGGUGGCAGACCUGAUUCCAGACUGUAAUUAUCACACUGACAACACUACUGUCAGUAGAUAGAUGGCAAAACCUAAUCAAACUACGUAGGUCUGUAUACAUUCAAACACAUACACACAACAAAAUUAGUACUUUACGUCUAAACCCAAUCCCUGGAGCAAUGGCUCUUUCAGCCACACUGGGGACAAACCAGCAACAAUUA